Quercus robur (English oak) is the source of this 1893-nucleotide messenger RNA. Its product is annotated as putative disease resistance protein RGA3. Gene Ontology annotation, biological process: defense response to other organism. The record is from RefSeq and is a predicted model, not a curated record. The coding region runs from base 1 to 1893 and encodes 630 amino acids. NCBI's taxonomy places the organism in Eukaryota, Viridiplantae, Streptophyta, Magnoliopsida, Fagales, Fagaceae. The transcript is spliced from 4 exons. Gene Ontology annotation, molecular function: ADP binding.
AUGGCUCGUGCUCUAGUUUCUGCAAUCGCCGAGGAGCUUGGUUCCAUCAUUGCUUCAGAGCUCAGGUUGACUAUAAGUGUCAAGGAAGAAGUCCAAAAGCUUGAAAGCAAAUUCCGCACCAUCCAGGCAGUGCUCAAUGAUGCAGAGAAAAGGCAGCUGAAGGACGAAACUGUGAAGCUUUGGUUAGAUAAGCUCAAAGACGUAUCCUAUGAGAUGGAUGACGUUUUAGAUGAGUGGAACACCGCCAUGAUCAAAGCAGAUAUUGAGAAGAAUGACCUAGUGAGCAUCCUACUGGGCAAGGGUAGUGUAGAAGAAAGAAGCCCCCAUGUCAUCUCUUUAGUGGGAAUGAGUGGUAUUGGAAAAACAACUCUAGCCCAACUAGCCUACAAUGAUCAUGAUGUGAAAUCCCAAUUUGAGAAAAGAAUGUGGGUUUGUGUCUCUGAACCUUUUGAUCAGUGUAGGAUUGCCAAAGAAAUCCUUAAAUCUAUUGAAGGUCAAUCCCCCGACAUGACUUCACUACAAAGUCUGUUAGAUAGAAUUUGUGAUCAAAUUAUGGGAAAAAAGUUCUUUCUUGUCUUGGAUGAUGUUUGGAAUGAGGACCCUACAUUAUGGGAGCCAUUUAGACUUGCACUUAGAUAUGGCACCCAAGGUAGUAGAAUUGUAGUCACCACACGUAAAAACAUAGUUGCUGAGAUCAUAGGAAGUGUGGACAUGAUCAAUUUGGAGGUAUUGUCUAAUGAAGAUUGUUGGCUAAUGUUUAGUAAAUUAGCAUUUUUUGAUAAGAAUCCUGAGGAACAUAAGCAACUUGAAGACCUUGGUAGGAAAAUAGCAAUGAAGUGCAAAGGCUUGCCACUUGCUACAAAGACUCUAGGGAGCCUCAUGUGUUUCAAGAGAAGUAGAGAACAAUGGAAGAAUGUUUUAGAUAGUAAUUUGUGGGAAUUAGAAGAUAUGGGAAGAAGUCUUUUUGCACCAUUGUUGUUGAGUUAUUAUGAUUUGUCCUCACCAUUGAAACGAUGUUUAUCAUAUUGUGCUGUCUUUCCAAAAGAUUAUGUCUUUUUUAUUGAUGAGCUGCUAUUUAUGUGGAUGAUACUUGGUUAUAUUGACUCAAAGGCAAAUAUGGAGAUAGAAGUCAUGGCAAGAGAAUACUUUGAAAAUUUAGCCAUAUGCUCUUUCUUCCAAGAUUUUGUAAAAGAUGCAGAUGGCAAGAUGAUAGGGUGCAAAAUGCAUGACAUAGUCCAUGACUUUAUACAAUUAAUGACAAAAAAUGAAUGCUCCACAAUCAAUAGUGACAAAGAUUUGGGAAUAGAUUAUAAAAAUGCUCACCAUUUGCAUUUAGAAAUUCUUGAAGAAGUCCAAUUUCCUGUGUCCAUUUACAAUGCAAAAAAAUUGCGCACCCUUACUCUUUUCAAUCCUAUUGAUUAUGACUUAUCCAAAAUAUUCCAAUACUUAAGAUGUUUACAGGCAUUAACUUUGAAUUGUGGUCUAGAUGGUUUUCCUUCUAGUGAGCCUGUUUAUGUUGUUGCUCCCAUAGGUGCCACAUUUCUUAGGAAGAGGGCUGCUCACUUAAGAGUUGCUCCUCCGCGUCCUAGAGGUGUGUCAUCUGGUGCUGUUCCCCCUUCUCCCUCUUCUACAAGUACUGAUGCUGCUGAGACGUCUGGUACUGGUGCUGCUGAUGCUGAUGUUCCUCCAUCGAUUGCUUCGGAUGAUUCGGACAUUCGACGUGGCGUUGAAUUUCUCGGAAUAGAAUCCAAAAACAAGAAAGAUGACAUACUGUUCCCAAAUUUGAAAACUCUCUUGUUUGUCAAUUUGGGUGAGUGGGAAGAAUGGAUUGGGAUUGGAGAAAUGAAGGCGGCAGAGGAACACCGGCAUAGCACUAUCAUGCCAUAUCUUUAA